ACUUCCGUUUCCGGUUCUUAAUUCCGGAAGUUGCUUUCUGAGGUGCCGUAAGGGUUCGUGUGGUCUCGGUGAACUUCUACCAUGGCUUACCGUGGCCAGGGCCAAAAAGUGCAGAAGGUGAUGGUGCAGCCCAUCAACCUCAUCUUCAGAUAUUUGCAAAAUAGAUCCCGGAUUCAGGUGUGGCUCUAUGAGCAAGUAAAUAUGCGGAUAGAGGGAUGUAUUAUUGGUUUUGAUGAGUACAUGAACCUCGUAUUAGAUGAUGCAGAAGAGAUUCAUUCUAAAACAAAGUCAAGAAAACAACUGGGUCGGAUCAUGCUAAAAGGAGAUAAUAUUACUCUGCUACAAAGUGUUUCCAACUAGAAAUGAUCAAUAAAGUGAGAAGUUGUUGAGAAGGCAAUCCAUUUUUUUUUUAGAUGUCCCUUGUAAGAAGUGUAGUUCUAAAACAUUUGCUCAUAUUGUUUUGAUUACCCUUAUGUUAUUACCAGAUCACAAUAAAUGCUGUGGGAUUGUUUUUGUUUAAAA
Messenger RNA from Choloepus didactylus (southern two-toed sloth), 522 nucleotides. RefSeq names its product small nuclear ribonucleoprotein polypeptide E (gene SNRPE). NCBI's taxonomy places the organism in Eukaryota, Metazoa, Chordata, Mammalia, Pilosa, Megalonychidae. Gene Ontology annotation, molecular function: RNA binding. The transcript is spliced from 5 exons. Bases 82 to 360 code for a protein of 92 amino acids. Gene Ontology annotation, biological process: mRNA splicing, via spliceosome; spliceosomal snRNP assembly. Gene Ontology annotation, cellular component: U4/U6 x U5 tri-snRNP complex; U5 snRNP; U4 snRNP. The record is from RefSeq and is a predicted model, not a curated record.